Prunus armeniaca (apricot) is the source of this 1365-nucleotide messenger RNA. Lineage: Eukaryota; Viridiplantae; Streptophyta; Magnoliopsida; Rosales; Rosaceae. The record is from the annotation of a GenBank genome assembly.
AUGGAGAGGUACAAGUUAAUAAAGGAAGUUGGAGAUGGCACAUUUGGGAGUGUCUGGCGUGCUAUUAAUAAGCAGACUGGUGAAGUUGUUGCAAUUAAAAAGAUGAAGAAAAGAUAUUAUUCAUGGGAGGAGUGUGUAAGUCUACGAGAGGUUAAGUCAUUGCGUAGAAUGAAUCAUCUGAAUAUUGUGAAGCUCAAGGAAGUCAUCAGAGAAAGUGACAUCUUGUACUUUGUGUUUGAAUACAUGGAGUACAACUUGUACCAACUUAUAAAAGAUAAGGAAAAGCUUUUCCCUGAAGCUGACAUCAGAAAUUGGUGUUUUCAAGUUUUUCAAGGCCUUGCUUACAUGCAUCAGCGUGGAUAUUUCCAUCGUGACCUUAAGCCAGAGAACUUGUUGGUUACCAAAGAUGUCAUCAAAAUUGCUGAUUUUGGUCUUGCUCGGGAAAUCGAUUCGCAACCUCCAUAUACGGAAUACGUGUCGACACGGUGGUAUCGAGCACCUGAAGUCCUGCUCCAGUCAUACCUGUAUAGCUCAAAAGUCGAUAUGUGGGCAAUGGGUGCUAUCAUGGCUGAGUUGUUUACUCUCCGCCCUCUAUUUCCAGGUGUUAGCGAAGCAGAUGAGAUAUACAAAAUAUGCAGUGUGAUCGGUAGCCCAACCAAGGAUUCAUGGGCUGAUGGGCUUCAUCUUGCAAGGGAUAUCAACUACCAAUUUCCUCAGUUCGCGGGUGUUCAUCUUUCUACACUGAUUCCAUCAGCAAGUGAGAGCGCAAUCAGCCUUAUGACAUCACUUUGUUCUUGGGACCCAUCCAAGAGGCCAACAGCUGCAGAGGCCCUCCAGCAUCCUUUCUUCCAGAGUUGCUAUUAUGUUCCGCCAUCCCUUCGCUCCAGAUCAACUGUUGCUAGGACACCUCCAUUUGCUGGAGCAAGAGGAGCAUCGGAGCAGCAAUGUGCUAGAAAAUUAUCUGGGACUUUAUCUAACUCAAAGAUUUCUAGCAACUUUCCUUCCCCAAAGCUGCAUGCUUCUAUGGGCACAGGUGUGCAGCGAAAACUGGAUAUGGUUAAUCAGGAUGCGAAAAAGAAUGAUAAAUAUUUGAAGAGCUCUGCUAAGCAACAGAAAUAUAGACCCCCUGGUAAAAGCAGUCCUACGUCUGUGAACAAGGGAAGGAUUACACGUGGAGUUUCAGAUACAUCUGAGAAGCUGGCAAACAUGACAAUUGGUUAUCGCAAGCAGACUGUGGGGCAGCAGAUGCGCCCCCCUCCCAUGAAGGCUGGAGUCCAGUGGAUUGGCGAAUCUGGAAACUUGUAUCUCAGGCCUGUUCAAGAGAUUCAACCUGGCAGAACCUAUUCGAGGAAAGUUGCGGGUUGA